Molecule: messenger RNA, 422 nt
Organism: Diversispora eburnea
Lineage: Eukaryota; Fungi; Glomeromycota; Glomeromycetes; Diversisporales; Diversisporaceae
Source: the annotation of a GenBank genome assembly
GAACCUGUGAGAUAAAAAUAAGUGAAUAUUACUACAGUCAAUUGUGCAUGAAAAUUGAAUCCUAUGGUCACAAUAUUAUUGAAUUGAAAGAAGAGUUGGAACGGGCUGCGAAUAAUGGUCAUUUCCUAUGUGAAUAUGAUAAUGGAUUAAUUAUUUUCAAACCAAUAUCAAGGUGGAAAAUGGUAAGAAAUCGAGUCACUGGCUACCGAUACUCGAGAGCAUCAGGAGCUGGAUUACAAUGCUUCGAUAAAAGAGUACAAUCUGAAAGACAAACAUAUUCUGAUCUUCUUAGGAGAGAAGCGAAAGGCAUAACUGAUUUACUCUCUGUCUUGGCUACCAACAUGGUCGACCAUUGGACAAUACGCUUGAUGAAUUUCAACUCCAUCAGAGAUUUCGACCAAUAUAUCAGUAGUGAUUCUUAA